Molecule: messenger RNA, 572 nt
Organism: Nicrophorus vespilloides
Lineage: Eukaryota; Metazoa; Arthropoda; Insecta; Coleoptera; Silphidae
Product: cuticle protein 8-like
Exons: 2
Coding region: 6-539 (177 amino acids)
Cellular component (GO): extracellular matrix
Source: RefSeq, a predicted model, not a curated record
CAAACAUGAUCUCAAAAAUUUUAGCUAUCUCCGCUGUCGUGGCUUUUGCACAAGCUGGUGAGUUUCAACUCGGACACAACCAACAAGCUUCUUCCUACUCUUCGAUCAACCAUUAUCCAACUCUGGUCAAGUCUGCCCGAGUUGCUCAUUAUGCCACCCCAGUAGUUACAUACCACAACUCUCCAGUUCAAACUUAUGCUGCUCCAGUUGCUGCUUAUCAUGCUACCCCAGCUGUUGUAAAGAGAAUUACCCCAGUAUCUCAAUAUGCUAUCCCAAUCAUCAAGGCUGUUCACCAAGAAGUAUACGCUGAUGCUCAUCCACAAUAUUCUUACCAAUACGGAGUUCAAGAUGACCACACUGGUGAUGUCAAGAACCAACAUGAAGAACGUGAUGGUGAUGUUGUUAAGGGAUAUUAUACCUUGGUCCAACCUGAUGGUGUUACCCGUAUCGUGCACUACUCUGCUGACUCCCACAACGGAUUCAACGCUGAAGUAGUAUACAAAGGAGAACCAAUUGUCCAAAAAGGCCGUAGUAUCUAAGAACAUCGUUGCUGCUUCAGUAUUCAAUGCCUA